Molecule: messenger RNA, 228 nt
Organism: Racocetra persica
Lineage: Eukaryota; Fungi; Glomeromycota; Glomeromycetes; Diversisporales; Gigasporaceae
Source: the annotation of a GenBank genome assembly
CUUUAGAACGUGUAAAUUCUGACAACUAUAAUGAUAAUUUUUAUGAAUCCAACGAUCAAAUGUUUUGUAUCGCUUGCAGACGUGUUGUCAAUCAUGCUAGAAAAUCUGUAAUUGACAACCACCUUAAUUUGGUAUCAUAUCAAAAAAGAAAACAUCUUAUAGAAUCAUCAGAUAAUAUUAAUCAACCAGAUAUAACAAAACAGGAUAUUAAUAUAGCAUUAGGGAAUG